UUCGUGUUUACUGUGCAAUAAAAAAGAGGCCUGUCACUAGCUAAACGCACUUUGUAACCUGACAGCAAACAAGGAUGAAUUCUGUGCAGCACAUCGUCCUCUUUACUCUUGUGCUUUUCGCAUUCAGUGCGGCUAAGCCGUCAGAGAAAAUGCUGAAGCAGUACGAGUUGACUGACAAGGAGUGUCGCGCUGAAAACAACCUCACAAAAGAUGAAAAACCAGACCCUAACGCAGAAGCUCCCCGCUCGUUCAAAUGUUACACGAAGUGCAUCAUCGAAAAGAACUUUUAUAAGGACAUCACGGACGCCGAGAAAGUAAUUGCUGGAGCAAGAAAAUACUACUCAGAAUUAGACCCUGCAGAGAGCAAAAAUACCGUUGAGGCAAAAAUCGCAACCAUGUUAAAGUGCGGCACUGACAAUGAGAACAAAUCCGAUGACGCAUGCGAAUAUGCUUGGAAAGUGAACGAGUGCAUCAUGAAACAUUACAAAGAAAAGAAAAUGUAAUUAAUCUGCUGAAAAUAAAAAAGAUUGCAAUUAAAAAAACCAUAUUGUUGUGCAAAUAGUGUUUUACGAUGGGAAGGUAACAGGAAUUAUU
Messenger RNA from Neocloeon triangulifer, 594 nucleotides. RefSeq lists its product as uncharacterized. Bases 75 to 503 code for a protein of 142 amino acids. Gene Ontology annotation, molecular function: odorant binding. The transcript is spliced from 6 exons. The record is from RefSeq and is a predicted model, not a curated record. NCBI's taxonomy places the organism in Eukaryota, Metazoa, Arthropoda, Insecta, Ephemeroptera, Baetidae.